AUGGGGCAGCAAGGCUCCUCUCUCUCUGGCGAGAGCCGCCCCAGGCAGCCACAGCGUCCAGCAUCUUCGUCAAGCGACAAGCUGGCAGCAACCCCAGGGAUGUUUGUGCAGCACUCCACUGCUGCCUUCAGCGAUAGGUAUAAGGGUCAGCGAGUGCUGGGCAAAGGGAGUUUCGGGGAGGUGAUAUUGUGUAAAGAUAAAGUUACAGGACAAGAGUAUGCGGUGAAGGUAAUAUCAAAGCGUCAGGUAAAGCAGAAGACAGACAGAGAGCUGCUGUUGAAAGAAGUCGAGUUGUUAAAGAAGUUAGACCAUCCAAAUAUAAUGAAGUUGUACGAAUUCUUUGAAGAUAAAGGUUAUUUUUAUUUAGUUACGGAAGUAUACACUGGAGGGGAGCUCUUUGACGAGAUUAUUAGUAGAAAGAGAUUCAGCGAGGUGGAUGCGGCGCGUAUAAUUCGUCAAGUGUUAUCAGGGAUAACAUACAUGCACAAGAAUAAAGUUGUUCAUAGGGAUUUAAAGCCAGAGAAUCUGCUGCUUGAAAAUAAAAGAAAAGACGCAAACAUCAGAAUCAUCGACUUCGGCCUCUCUACCCACUUCGAACCAACCAAGAAGAUGAAAGAUAAAAUCGGCACGGCAUACUACAUCGCCCCCGAGGUGCUGCACGGGACGUACGACGAGAAGUGCGAUGUGUGGUCAACUGGAGUCAUCCUCUACAUCCUUCUAUCAGGCUGUCCGCCGUUUAACGGGGCGAAUGAAUUUGACAUUUUGAAGAAAGUGGAGAAGGGCAAAUUUACGUUCGACCUGCCCCAGGUACUGUCUCCUAAAUAA
Eimeria acervulina is the source of this 825-nucleotide messenger RNA. RefSeq lists its product as hypothetical. NCBI's taxonomy places the organism in Eukaryota, Apicomplexa, Conoidasida, Eucoccidiorida, Eimeriidae. Gene Ontology annotation, cellular component: nucleus; cytoplasm. The record is from RefSeq and is a predicted model, not a curated record. Gene Ontology annotation, molecular function: calcium-dependent protein serine/threonine kinase activity; ATP binding; calmodulin binding. Gene Ontology annotation, biological process: protein autophosphorylation; intracellular signal transduction; peptidyl-serine phosphorylation. Bases 1 to 825 code for a protein of 274 amino acids. The transcript is spliced from 7 exons.